UGAAAAUGACAAGGAAGAAAACCAAAAGUCCCAACUGAGCACCAGCAGCGAGGAAAUAUUGGAUUACUCCGCAAACUCUGCGAAUCCACGGCUUUCCAAAACGUGCCGUCGAAUUUGAACAUGCAUAUUGAGCUAUUUGCCCGGAUUGAGAAGAAGUGGAAUGAGAAGCGAAACAAAGGCAGCAGCCCUCCAUGGCUCCAAGCACCACGACGCUCGCAGCCAAGCUCCUCCAGUCCGCCUCACGGGAGCGUGCCGUCGUGCGCCAUGAGAGGAGGAUUGUGGCGGAGCUCCACUGAGAGGAGGAUAUAUCACCUGACAAGCGCCCUCCUCCUUCUCCAUCACUACCAACAUCACCAAAGAGGGGACGGAAACAGACACCGUCCCUCUCCCCACCUCGCAAACGGGAGGCAGUGAACGCCUCACAUCAACUGCGCGUUGUCGGAAGGACGCAACUUUCAUUAACUGGGGGAGGGAAAAAAAAAAAAAAACUCGGGGCAACUUGCAUCCCCGACUGGACCGAGCAGUCAGGGUUUCCUUGGGAGUAGUUGAGUUUUUCAAAGUCCAGCAAAGUCCCGAUAAAGUCCUGGGGCCACUGCAUCGAAGAUGCCGGUUCGGAGAGGCCAUGUGGCUCCGCAGAACACCUUCCUGGACACAAUCAUCAGGAAAUUCGACAGUCAAAGUCGAAAGUUCGUCAUUGCCAAUGCAAGAGUGGAAAACUGCGCCAUUAUCUUCUGCAACGAUGGCUUCUGUCUCAUGUGCGGUUACUCGCGAGCUGAGAUCAUGCAGAAGCCGUGCACCUGCAACUUCCUCUAUGGACCCGACACCAAACGUCUGGCCAUCGCUCAGAUGGCGCAGGCCCUGCUGGGUUCAGAAGAGAGAAAAGUGGAGAUCAACCUUUAUCGCAAAGAUGGUCAGUGCUUCCUAUGUAUGGUGGAUGUGGUGCCCGUGAAGAACGAAGAUGGCAUGGUGAUCAUGUUCAUCCUCAACUUUGAGGUCAUGAGCGAGGAGACAUUGCGGGACGGCAAACAGGAGCUCAACCAUCGCCUUCCCACCUGGCUCGUCACUGGUCGUCCCAGAGGCUUCAAGUUGCGCCUUCCGCUGCGCUCGCUCUCCAACAGCAAAGUGUCUCUGGAUGACGCAGAGUCUGGCCGGAUCCCCACUGCCACAUCUUUGCCGCUGCACCCGGUCGGCCAUUGUCAGAAGGCCCUCGGCUUGGGGGAGUUCAUGCCCCUUCCCCCUAUGCUGUCAGAUCAUUCCGAGCAAGUCAGUGAUAGCAGAUCAGCUCUACAAAGUUGGCCAGAAGACCACGUGGAGGACCACCGCACUUUACUGGAAUCUGUGUCUCUCGUACCCCCUCAUGGACCUCACCACGUAACCCACUCGGUCGGGCCCCUUACCCAGUCGUCUCCUUGCGUGGCGUUGCACCAUCGCCUCAGCCUCAACCAGGACGCCUCCGGCUCCAACUGUUCCCUGUCGCGCAGCCGCUCACGCGAGAGCUUCCACAGCAUGAGGCGCGCGUCCUCCGUUGACGAGAUCGAGGCCAUGAGGCCUGACUGGGACCGGAAAAACCGGAGAGCCAGUGUCCGACUGGGAAGCACUGGUGCAGUGAACAGUAAGUCCAACAUACUGAACUCCACAUCAGACUCUGACCUCAUGCGGUACCGUACCAUCUCCAAAAUUCCUCAAAUCACUCUGAACUUUGUGGAUUUCAAACCCGACCCGCUCAUCGCCCUGCCCUCAGGGGAGAUGGACAUCAUCGCGCCUUGCAAACUCAUCGACCGUACGCACAAUGUGACGGAGAAAGUCACGCAGGUGCUUUCGCUGGGUGCAGAUGUUUUGCCCGAGUACAAGCUGCAGGCUCCUCGCAUCCACAGCUGGACCGUGUUGCACUACAGUCCCUUCAAGGCGGUGUGGGAUUGGCUCAUCUUGCUGCUGGUCAUCUACACCGCCAUCCUGACUCCUUACUCGGCAGCUUUCCUCCUGAACGACCAGGAAGAAGCAGCCAUGCAGCGUUGCGGUUACUCCUGCUCUCCUCUCAACGUGGUGGACCUCAUCGUGGACAUCAUGUUUAUCAUCGAUAUCCUCAUCAACUUCAGGACAACGUAUGUGAACUCUAACGAUGAGGUGGUGAGCCAUCCACUGCGAAUCGCCGUGCACUACUUUAAAGGCUGGUUCCUCAUCGACAUGGUGGCCGCCAUUCCCUUCGACCUUCUAAUUUAUCGCAGCGGGGAAGAGACCACCACUCUGAUCGGGCUGCUGAAAACCGCUCGCCUCCUCCGGUUGGUCCGCGUAGCACGAAAACUGGACCGCUACUCCGAAUACGGCGCAGCCGUCCUCUUCCUCCUCAUGUGCACCUUUGCCCUCAUCGCGCACUGGCUGGCGUGCAUCUGGUAUGCCAUCGGUAACGUGGAGCGGAACGGCUCAAUCGGGUGGCUCCAUACACUCGGCGACCAACUGGGAAAACAAUUUAAUGACUCCAUCCCAGGAACGGGCCCGUCCAUUAAAGACAAGUACGUCACGGCUCUCUACUUCACCUUCAGCAGUUUGACCAGCGUGGGUUUUGGCAACGUCUCCCCGAACACCAACUCGGAGAAGAUUUUCUCCAUCUGUGUCAUGCUCAUAGGAUCUCUGAUGUACGCCAGCAUCUUUGGCAACGUCUCUGCCAUCAUCCAGCGGCUAUACUCGGGGACGGCCCGCUACCACACCCAGAUGCUUCGCGUCCGAGAGUUCAUCCGCUUCCACCAAAUCCCCAACCCGCUCAGGCAGCGGCUGGAGGAGUAUUUCCAACACGCCUGGUCCUAUACCAACGGCAUCGACAUGAAUGCUGUGUUAAAAGGUUUCCCAGAGUGUCUCCAGGCGGACAUCUGUCUCCAUCUCAACCGGACUUUGCUGCAGAACUGUAAGGCUUUUAAAGGCUCCACCAAGGGCUGCCUCAGGGCCUUGGCAAUGAAGUUUAAGACCACCCACGCACCCCCCGGUGACACGCUCGUCCACGCCGGGGACGUCCUCACCGCGAUCUACUUUAUAUCCAGAGGAUCCAUAGAGAUUCUAAGAGGAGACGUUGUGGUUGCCAUAUUAGGAAAGAACGACAUCUUUGGUGAACCUAUCAACCUGUAUGCUCGACCGGGUAAAUCCAACGCCGACGUGAGGGCUCUUACCUAUUGCGACCUUCACAAAAUCUUCAGGGAAGACGUUCUGGAGGUGCUGGACAUGUAUCCGGAAUUUGCGGAACACUUCUGGAACAACCUGGAAAUUACCUUCAACCUCCGUGAUACCAACAUGAUCCCCGGCUCUCCUAGCAGCGAUGAGUCUAAAUGCGGGGGCUUCAACAAAUUGCGCCGACGGAAAUUAUCAUUUAGGCGGCGCACAGAGAAGGAUGACGCAGAUGUCGGCGAAAUUAAAAAGUCCCACAAGUCUGUAAACAGAAGACGAGAGAGAGAAUCAGCCCACAACCAGAAACGUCAAGAGGCGGCGGCAAAGAGGCAGUUUCGCAACUCGGUGUCUUCCCAUUCCAGCGGGGAUGAGGGAGAAGAGUCAGUUGUAACCAGCCUCGCUCUGUCAUCUGCAAUGUUGGAGAACCAUCAUGUACAGGCGGCACACAAAAACUUCUCUGAGAACACAGAUGGCGAUGGAGAAGUCAAGACGGGCAACACCUGCAAUGCAUUGUCAGGUGCCCUCUCAGGUGUGUCCAACAUCUUCAGUUUCUGGGGAGAAAAUCGAGGGGGUGGUCAGUACCAGGAGGUUCCCAGCUGCAGCCUCGCCUCCCCCCCAUCCCUCAGCACACCUUUGCACAGCAUGAGCCGCCAGCAACGCAGCCAGCUGGACACGCGCCUCGACCUGUUGCAAAAACAACUUAACCGAUUGGAGACUCGUAUGUCAACGGACAUCGGAACGAUCAUGCAGCUGCUGCAGAGACAAAUGGCUCUGGUCCCCCCCGCCUAUAGUGCUGUAUCGUCACCGCCUCAGGCCUCCCCAUGCGCUGAUCCGGGCACUGGAGAGAAAAUGGUCCCGCCUGUUACACAAUUUGAGACAAACACCCUGGCCUCCUUAUCACAGAUCUUGGAUUCUCAGGACUUUGAGGAGUUCUCAGCCACGUCUCCUGAAUCCCAAGAAUUGCGGGACUCACCUUUGAUCGACACCAGCCAGUACCAGCGCUCCUCCUCUGGACUGGACAUCUUAGGACAGCAUUUGGAGCUUGAGAUUGCUUUGGAAACUGGAGGUGCGACAAUUUCAGACCCAGCGCUAGAUUUUGAUUUAGGCAAAGGCGCAGGAUCAAAUUCACCUUCCGGAUUGAUCUCAAGCAUAAGAAGAACAGGGUUGCAAUUCAGUUCCGAGUUGCGCAUCGAUGUUGGCGGCGAGCAAGCGGCUGCAACGGGGCUAUUUGACCAGGAUUUGGAAACACAAAGGAGGUUGUCUCUCCAAGAGUCACAUCCACCUCAGGACUCACGGACAGCGCAGAGACACAGCUCGGACCCGGGGGGGAGCUAAGGAAGAAGCGAAGGGUACGGAGAACGGGAAGGUUCGACAGUGAGAGGGAAAGAGGAAGGAUACUACUGAACCCUAUUUCAAACAUUGCAACCAAAACCCUCCAGUGACCUUAAACGCAAGGAUGCGCCAUUCAUGAAGAGCGCUCUGAGCCCAGAAAGGAAAAUAAGGUGGAUGCCUCUCUCUAUCGCUCUCUCAUCCAAGUUUCUUCCCCAUUCCGCAUGAACACCCAGAGCUCUCCAACAG
Hippocampus zosterae (dwarf seahorse) is the source of this 4731-nucleotide messenger RNA. It is a transcript of the gene kcnh2b, whose product is annotated as potassium voltage-gated channel, subfamily H (eag-related), member 2b. Gene Ontology annotation, biological process: regulation of ventricular cardiac muscle cell membrane repolarization; membrane repolarization during action potential; regulation of heart rate by cardiac conduction. Lineage: Eukaryota; Metazoa; Chordata; Actinopteri; Syngnathiformes; Syngnathidae. Gene Ontology annotation, molecular function: inward rectifier potassium channel activity. Gene Ontology annotation, cellular component: membrane. The transcript has 23 exons. The coding region runs from base 604 to 4488 and encodes 1294 amino acids. The record is from RefSeq and is a predicted model, not a curated record.